This is a messenger RNA of Aureobasidium subglaciale EXF-2481, 951 nucleotides long. RefSeq lists its product as uncharacterized. The record is from RefSeq and is a predicted model, not a curated record. NCBI's taxonomy places the organism in Eukaryota, Fungi, Ascomycota, Dothideomycetes, Dothideales, Saccotheciaceae. Bases 1 to 951 code for a protein of 316 amino acids. The transcript has a single exon.
AUGGCUCCUACCAUCCUCAUUGUCGGCGCCACGGGAAACACAGGCAAAAAAGUGGCCGAAACCCUUCCUUCGCUCAUCAAGAACACAAACUCUCUUGCCGACCAUCGCAUCCUCUGCCUUACUCGCUCGUCAUCCAGCGAAGCCGCCAAGAAGCUUGCAGAAUUUCCUGGUGUUGAGCUGGCCGAGCAGAACUGGGUCGAAAUCGAUGCGGCCUGGUUACAAGAACACAAUGUUGAGCGCAUCUUUAUCGCCUCACACAACGAACCCAACCAAUUCGCAGAAGAGAGUCAAUUUUAUGUCAAUUGUCUACUGGCCAACGUCAAGUACGUUGUUCGUAUCUCAACGACCGGCGUCAAUGUCAAGCCUGACUUCCUGGCCUAUUACCCCCGACAACAUUGGGCUAUUGAGCAAUUACUUGGCUCGCAGGAGUUCACAAAUCUCGCCUGGACAUCCCUCCAGCCGAAUGGCUUCCUUCCCAUGUUCUUGUGGUCAGCAGCCGACUUCAUCAAGAACUACCGAAAGACCGGCGAGCAAGGCUCUCUAGGCAUGAUGGUUGACUCAGAUACACCCACCGCUCUUAUCGACUCUGAUGACGUGGGCAGAGUGGCUGCUCACCUGCUCGCCCAGCAGGAUGUUACACCACACAACAACAAGAAAUACAUUCUCAAUGGUCCCGAAGAUAUCACCGGCAACGACAUCGUACAGCUGGUCGAGGAACAUAUUGGCACAAAGGUCGAGAAGGAUAAGGUCGCUUUCAAGGAUGUGUCUGGAAUCGAUUACAUGGCCUCGGAGAGCAACCAGUCAAAGAACAUCAUCUUGUCCAUCAAGAACGCACCUACGACUAUGUGGGCAGGCAAGUGCAAGGCGGAGACCACGAGCAAGGAGAUUUUGGACUUGUAUGCGCCCAAGCGCACGGCUGCUGAAGUCUUGAAGGAAUUGGUACAAGAGUAG